Messenger RNA from Castor canadensis (American beaver), 1828 nucleotides. The record is from RefSeq and is a predicted model, not a curated record. Lineage: Eukaryota; Metazoa; Chordata; Mammalia; Rodentia; Castoridae.
GCGCUGCUGGUUGACCGCGUCCCCGCAGCAUUGUGCAGCUUUCCUUUGUCUUUGGAAAAAGAACGCUGUGGGAGGAUCAUUUUGCCCAUCAAGACUCAGGAGGAUGAAAGUCAUCACGUGUGAAAUAGCCUGGCACAACAAGGAGCCCGUGUACAGCCUGGACUUCCAGCCUGCCACCUCCGGGAGGAUCCACAGGCUGGCGUCUGCUGGGGUGGACACCGCGGUCAGGAUCUGGAAGGUAGAAAAAGGACCAGAUGGAAAAGCCAUCGUGGAAUUUUUGUCCAAUCUUGUUCGUCACACCAAAGCUGUCAAUGUGGUGCGUUUUUCUCCAGCUGGGGUUCUAGCAUCAGGAGGAGAUGAUGCUGUCAUCCUGUUGUGGAAGGUGAACGAUAACAAAGAGCCAGAACAGAUUGCUUUUCAGGAUGAGGAUGAGGCUCAACUGAAUAAAGAGAACUGGACUGUUGUUAAAACCCUGAGGGGCCACUUAGAAGAUGUAUAUGAUAUUUGCUGGGCAGCUGAUGGGAAUUUAAUGGCUUCUGCCUCUGUGGAUAACACAGCUAUCAUAUGGGAUGUCAGUAAAGGACAAAAGAUUUCAAUUUUUAAUGAACAUAAAAGUUAUGUACAAGGAGUAACCUGGGAUCCUUUGGGUCAGUAUGUUGCUACUCUGAGUUGUGACAGGGUGCUGCGGGUGUAUAGCACACAGAAGAAACGUGUGGCUUUUAAUGUUUCAAAGAUGCUGUCUGGAAUAGGGGCCGAAGGAGAGGCAAGAAGUUACCGGAUGUUUCAUGAUGACAGCAUGAAGUCAUUCUUUCGUAGACUCAGCUUUACUCCUGAUGGGUCUUUGCUCCUUACACCAGCUGGAUGUGUAGAAUCUGGUGAAAAUGUAAUGAAUACAACUUAUGUUUUCUCCAGGAAAAAUCUUAAAAGGCCUAUUGCUCAUCUUCCAUGUCCUGGAAAAGCAACGCUUGCUGUUCGCUGCUGUCCAGUCUACUUUGAAUUAAGGCCAGCAGUGAGAACAGGUAUCAUCAGCACCACACUGAGCCUGGAGCUGAUGAGCCUGCCUUACCGUGUGGUGUUUGCUGUAGCUUCUGAGGACUCUGUGCUGCUCUACGACACUCAGCAGCCUUUCCCUUUUGGCUAUGUGUCUAACAUCCACUACCACACCCUGAGUGAUAUUGCAUGGUCCAGCGAUGGGGCCUUCCUGGCCAUUUCUUCCACAGAUGGUUAUUGUUCAUUUGUGACAUUUGAGAAAGAUGAACUUGGCAUACCAUUGAAGGAGAAGCCAGUUUUGAGAACUCCUGAUACAGCAAAGAAAACUAAGAAUCAGACGCACCAAGGGUCUUCGCCAGGACCCAGACCAGUAGAUGGAACCCCUACCACCAGAACCCAAGAUGCCAGCAGUCCUUGUGCCACUCAGUCACCAGCCACCCAGUCUCCAACUCCAGCAUCUGUCAAGGACACUCCUUUGAUCACUCCUGGUGUCAAAAACUCCUUGCCAGGGCCUUCAGAGGACAAGACCCUGCAGUCCAGUGGUCAAAACAUGAAAACCCAUCCAUCCCGGAGGGUCACUCUGAACACCUUACAAGCCUGGAGCAAGACCACCCCUCGGAGAAUAAACUUAAUACCCUUAAAGACAGAUACUCCACCAAAUUCUGUACCAACCAGCAUAGUUUCUGCCUCUUCCACAGAAGAAAUUGAAUCAGAGAUGCCUGAAGAUCCCCAGGGCAAUCCUCCAGAACUAAAACGGCCCAGAUUUGAGGAAAACAAAGGAGGCACCCAAAGCCUGGACCCCUGAUGGGACUUUGACUUGUACCUGAGGCCUGCCAGC